This is a messenger RNA of Penicillium digitatum Pd1, 1281 nucleotides long. RefSeq names its product LysM domain-containing protein. The record is from RefSeq and is a predicted model, not a curated record. NCBI's taxonomy places the organism in Eukaryota, Fungi, Ascomycota, Eurotiomycetes, Eurotiales, Aspergillaceae.
AUGAUGGCGCCAACAUCACUGAAGGCAGGCCUCUUUCUACUCACACAGUUACACCUGUCAUGGGCAAUGGCCCUGGCCCCGCGUCAGCAGGUCAGCUGUAUCUAUGAUUCUGCUGCCAGUACUGGAGAUACUUGCCAAUCCUUCUCCGCCGAAUGGGGCUUGACCGUGCAGACUUUGGAGUCUCUCAACCCGGGAACCACCUGCCCGGACCUCGUGGCCGGCCAGAACUAUUGUGUGAUCGGCACAGUUUUAUCUACUGCGCCAACUACGAGCUCUUUAUCUCUUACCACUUCCACUUCCACUUCCACCACUUCCAUCGUUUCCACGUCGUCGUCAUCAUCAACAUCGGCUCCACAUCAGCCGCAACAAACGGGUACUGCCGCUAAUUGCGACCAAUUUUACCUGGUUCAAAUAGGGGACUCGUGCGGAAAAAUAGAAGCCCAGUUCGACAUCAGCGCGAGCGAGUUCCUUGGCUGGAAUCCAUCUAUCAACUCAGAUUGUUCCAACAUCCUGGCCGGCUACUUCUACUGUGUUGACGUCCCCGGCUCCACCAUCCCCGUUACCACUACAGUCCCGGGGGCUACGACGACUUUCACCGAUGGCAUCACCACGCCCACGCCCACCCAGAUAGGCAUGACAGACAAAUGCAACAAGUUUGACCUCGUUCAAUCCGGCGACAGCUGCGAAGCCAUCGCAGCGAAAUACAAUAUCCCCCUCUCCACCUUCUACGCCUGGAACCCAGCCGUCGGCUCUUCCUGCGCCGAUCUCGACUUGGGCUACUAUGUCUGUGUCGAUACCACUGGCUACACAGUGCCGACCAAGACAGCCUCGGCUGGUAACGGCAUCACCACGCCCACGCCCACCCAGACAGGCAUGACAGACAAAUGCAACAAGUUCGACCUUGUUCAAUCCGGUGACAGCUGCGAAGCCAUCGCAGCGAAAUACAAUAUCCCCCUCUCCACCUUCUACGCCUGGAACCCAGCCGUCGGCUCUUCCUGCGCCGAUCUCGACUUGGGCUACUAUGUCUGUGUCGCUACCACUGGCUACACGCUGCCGACCAAGACAGCCUCGGCUGGUAACGGCAUCACCACACCGACACCCUACGAGCCGGGGAUGGUGGGCGACUGCACAACUUUCUACCUCGUUCUUUCGGGUGAUACAUGCGCAGGCAUUGCUAGCAGUCAGGGCAUCACAGUCAGCGAUAUUGAGCAGUGGAACCGCAAAGUGGGAUCCAGCUGUACGGAUUUAUGGUUGGGCGAGUACAUUUGCGUGGGCGUAUGA